AUGUCAUCCUUAGUAAAGAACGUUAUUGUCUUUGGUGCAACUGGUCAAAUAGGAAAGCUUCUUCUCAAAGAACUUGUAAGUUCCAACUUGAAUCCCACAGCUGUUGUUAGAUCGACAGAACAAGAAAAAACUAUAUCUAACAUAUCCAGUCAAAUAACCUCUGUGCAUUUGACGCUCGAUAAUGCCUCUGUAAAAGACAUUGCGAAGGUAAUUGAGGGUCAUGAUGCCGUAGUUUUUACUGCAGGAUCUGGUGGUAAAAAUCUAUUACAAGUUGAUUUAGAUGGUGCUGUUAAGACAUUCGAAGCUGCACGUAUUGCUAGUGUACGUAGGUUAGUACUUAUAAGCGCGCUUCAUGCUGAUGAUAGAGAAUAUUUCGCAAAAUCACCUCUUCGUAAUUAUUACAUUGCUAAGCACUUUGCUGAUAGGAUUUUGAUGAAUGAAUUUCAAAAUGAUUUGGAUUUUACAAUAUUGAAGCCCUCUUCAUUGACCAAUAAUGAAGGCACCGGAAAAAUUAGAAUAAUAGGCCCAAACGAAGGUUUAGACUCUUCUAUCGAUAGAGUUGAUGUCGCUCGUGUUAUUGUACAAACCUUGAAUAAUACCAAGACUUUUGGAAAGAGUUACAACAUCAUUCAAGGCGAUUUAGAUAUUAGGGACCCUACUAUUUUUUAA
Debaryomyces hansenii CBS767 is the source of this 669-nucleotide messenger RNA. RefSeq lists its product as uncharacterized. Lineage: Eukaryota; Fungi; Ascomycota; Pichiomycetes; Serinales; Debaryomycetaceae. The transcript has a single exon. The coding region runs from base 1 to 669 and encodes 222 amino acids. The record is from RefSeq and is a predicted model, not a curated record.